Aspergillus thermomutatus is the source of this 1836-nucleotide messenger RNA. RefSeq lists its product as uncharacterized. The transcript is spliced from 5 exons. Lineage: Eukaryota; Fungi; Ascomycota; Eurotiomycetes; Eurotiales; Aspergillaceae. The record is from RefSeq and is a predicted model, not a curated record. Gene Ontology annotation, molecular function: FAD binding. The coding region runs from base 1 to 1836 and encodes 611 amino acids.
AUGGGUAGUACCUCUACAACGACAAUGGCUGGCCAAGCCGACGGAACAACAGAUGGAAUAAUCAAGACGGAGUUUCUCGUUGUCGGCGCAGGGCCAGCUGGUGCUGCUCUGGCCUGCUUCCUCGCAUCGUAUGACCUCCAGGGAAUCAUGAUCAGUGCUGCUCCGGGGACAGCUCACACCCCGCGAGCUCACAUCACCAACUUGGCCGCUCUGGAGUGUUUGCGUGAUAUUGGUCUGGACAAGGAAGUCAACAAGGUUGCCAGCAGUGGCGAGCGGCAUAUGCUUCACACACGUUGGUGCUACAGCAUGGCGGGCGAGGAGUUUGCGCGUAUCUAUUCCUGGGGAAAUGAUCCCAGAAGAAAGGGCGACUAUCAAAUGGCCAGCCCGUGCUCUCCCGUGGAUCUCCCGCAAACGCUGCUCGAGCCCAUUCUCGUCCGGCAUGCAACCUGGCAAGGAUUCACCACGCGAUUCGAUACCACGCUCCUGUCCUUCAAGGAGGAAGGGAAAUAUAUCACCGCCUCCGUCCGGGACAAUCUAUCUCACGCGGAGUACCUCAUCCGGACCAAGUUCCUGUUCGGCGCAGACGGGGCACGCAGCCAGAUCGUCCGGCAGCUUAACCUGCCGCUUUCCGUGCAGCCUGGCCAGGGGGUAGCCAUCAACGUGCUGGUCAAGGCGGAUCUGACCCAUUUGAUGGCAUAUCGAGAGGGGAAUCUGCACUGGGUGAUGCAGCCGGACCGCGAGCACCCGAGCUUCGGCUGGAUGGGAAUUGUCCGGAUGGUGAAGCCGUGGAACGAGUGGAUGUUCAUCUUGUUCCCAGAGAAGGGUCACAGCCCCAAGACACCUGUCUCGCGCGAGGAGUAUCUGCGGCGAGUCCGCGACUUCAUCGGUGAUGACACUCCAGCUGAGAUCCUCGACGUGUCCACAUGGUAUAUAAACGAGAUCGUGGCGGAGAGGUAUUCUCAAGGCAAGAUAUUCUGCCUCGGCGACGCAGUCCACCGCCACCCACCCCUCAACGGCCUGGGCUCUAAUACCUGCAUCCAGGACGCCUUCAACCUCGCCUGGAAGAUCGCCUACGUCCACCGCGGACUAGCCGCCCCGUCUUUACUGGAAACAUACUCCACCGAGCGCCAGCCCGUCGGCCACAGCAUCGUCACACGCGCCAACCAGGCACUCCGCGACCACCACGGCAUCUGGUCCGCCCUCGGCAUGUUAGAAAACGACGUCGAGGCCCGUUGCAAGGCACUCCACGAGCUCAGGCAACCCACCGCGGCGGGGCAGCAGCGGCGCCGGACCCUCCGCGAGGCAGUCACACUCACCAGCCACGAGUUCCACGGGUUGGGUGUUGAGAUGAACCAGCGGUACGCCGGGAUGGGCGUCUACGACGCGGACGAAGUGCAGUCCUACCGUCUCCCCGGCCGUGCGGCAGAGGACCCGGUUUUGUAUCACGAGCCGAGCACUUACCCUGGUUGUCGGCUGCCACAUGUCUGGCUCAACACGGCUGUGCCGGGCGAGUUGGUCUCGACGAUUGAUCUGGCUGGUCAUGGCGCGUUUGUGCUUUUCACGGGAAUUGGGGGUGGGAACUGGAAGCAGGCGGCCAGGCAUGUGGCAGACAGGCUCAGUGUGCCGAUGCGGAGCUACUCGAUUGGGUUCCGGCAGGACUGGGAGGACGUCUACUUUGAGUGGGAGCGUGUUAGGGAGGUGAAAGAGACGGGGGCCGUGCUUGUGCGACCAGAUAGGUAUGUGGCCUGGAGAGCAGUAGGGAGCUUGGGGGGCGUGGAAGCUUGUGAACGGAAACUUGAGGGCGUGAUGAGAGCGAUUCUCGGUCUAGACACUUGA